AUGGCCGAGCCAUCGGAUGAGUUGGAUGACAUCGACGAGUUCGACGACUUUGGCAUCGAUGACUUGGACGACUCAGCCUUGCUCCAGCUCGACCAGAUCGAGACGACGCUCUUCAGCAAUGGUUCCGCUCAGCAUUUCAAGUCCGCAAUCAAUGCGGCUGCAUCAUCGUCACGCAACCUUUCCACCUCCGAUGCAUCGAAUGGCAGAGCAGGUGGUGCGGGCCUACAACCUACCGCCGCCAAUGGCUCUUCUUCCUCGUGGAUGAACAAGGCAGGUCCGUCAGCAGCUGCAUCCACUUCCGCACGACCGAUGCAGCGGGUAGCUUCCGCAAGUUCAACUACAUCAACUCAACCCGCAUCUUCCGGAGCCGCUCGACAGAUGACCCUCUUCGGAAAUCCCACCAACCCUACCCAAUCCAAAGUCGCCUCCAAAGUGGUCACAUCCAGCCCGGGCCACAUCACCAUCUCCUCACAGUUCGCACCCACUCCAGCCAAUGGUGGAAAUGACAAUACGAGUACAACACAAAGCGUGCGACCACCAUGGCAAAACAAGGUUGGCACCAAGACAUGGGACAGAGAGGCUUAUCUCCACCGCGAGAGUGCUAAGAGCAAGGUGAAGGACGAGUUUGGCAGAGCCACUGAUGUUGAUGCGCUCGAGUUUGAGGAUGGUGAAUUUGGGAGUCUGCCCAGUGGAUCAGGCAAGGGCAAAGGCAAAGCCGACUGGGACAAGGACAGCAAGUACGAGAACGUGCUUCCACCCUCACCUAAGAAUGCUCGACGUAAUCGUCCGCUUCCGCAGCCGCAGAAGUGCAAAAUCGACGUCGAAGCUGCCAAGACAUGGAUCUAUCCUACCAACAUGGAGAAGCGAGACUAUCAGUACAACAUCGUUCAGAAAGCGCUCUUCAACAAUGUGCUUGUCGCGUUGCCCACCGGUCUAGGUAAGACGUUCAUCGCUGCCGUGGUGAUCCUCAACUUCUUCCGCUGGUUCCCAGAGGGCAAGAUCCUCUUCCUUGCCCCCUCGCGUCCGCUGGUGGACCAGCAAAAGGUCGCUUGUCACAAGAUCUGCGGUCUACCUUGGGAUUGUGCGAUCGACUUGACCGGUCAAACCUCUAUCAAAAGACGAGGGUACUUCUGGCAGAGCAAGCGUAUCUUCUAUAUGACUCCGCAGACGUUGGAGAACGACAUCCACUACGACAGAUGCGAUCCACUUGACGUUGUCUGUGUGGUUGUUGACGAGGCGCACAGGGCUCGCGGCAAGUACGCCUACGGUAACGCCAUCGGCAUGCUGAUGGAAGUCAACCCGCACUUCCGCGUGUUGGCUCUUUCCGCCACUCCAGGCAAAGACUCGGUCAGUGUACAAGAGGUGGUUGAUCAGCUUCAUAUCAACCAGAUCGAGAUUCGUACCGAAGAAGCCAUCGAUGUUCAACGCUACAUGUUCCGCAAGCGCGAAGAGAUCGUCAAUGUCACCCUCGGCAGAGACCUCAACAAGGUCAAAGACAACUGGGCCAAACUCAUGAUGACCCAGAUGGAUCCGCUCAUGAAAGCCGGUCUCAUCCGCAACCAGGACCCGGUCUUCCUCCACCCCUUCGCGGUCAAUCGGAUCUACAAGGACCCAAAUCGUGCCGCCAUCAUCGCUAGCAAACCCUAUCUGCGAGCCAAUAUCUCCGAGCUCGCUGCGAUGGCCCUCUCCAUGCAAUAUCUCAUGGAACAGUCCCCCACCAUGUUCUAUAGCCGUCUCAAGGAGCGCUCCAUGGGGAUGAACGACAAGGGCAAGAAGACGUCCAGCACCAAGCAGCAGAUCUACGCAAACAUCAACACGACCUUCAAGGAGAUCAUGCGCGAACUCGAGCUCAUGCAAGACAACAAGGGUCGCAUCCUCCAUCCUAAGAUGAUUAAAUUGCGCAAUGUGCUCAUCGAACACUUCGACAGCUUCAAAGCGGAACAGUUGCAGAAUGCAGAAGCUUACGCCGAGAGCGGACAUGACGUGUUUGGUAACACGCCCAAGUCGGGCGAGUUGGCCAACUUCACCAACUCCUCACAGGCUGACACUAGGGUGAUGGUCUUCUGCUCGUAUCGCGAGUGUGUGGACGAGAUCGUCAGCUAUCUCAACGAUUCGGGCUUCAAGGCGACCGAGUUUGUUGGACAAAGCAAGGGCAAGAGUGGCAAGAAGGGCAUGUCGCAAAAGGAUCAGGAGCGAGUGAUUGCCGAUUUCAAGGUGGGCAAGUACAACGUGCUUGUAGCCACGUCUAUUGGCGAAGAGGGUCUUGAUAUUGGUUCAGUGGAUCUGACGGCGUGUUACGAGGCGGUCAAGGACUCGAUCCGUAUGCUGCAGCGCAUCGGUCGAACAGGGCGAAAGCGAGAAGGAAAGAUCGUGGUGCUGAUGUCGGAAGGUCGCGAACAGCACAAUUGGCAGCAUUCAAAGGAUAACUACAAAGCAGUGCAGAAGGAAGUCGACUCGCGUCUCUACGUCGAGCUCUUCGACGAUGUUGACCGAAUGGUGCCGGAGGGCAUUUUGCCUCAGCCUGUCCUCAAAGAAGUCGAACAGCCCGAGUUCGACCCUUCAAUGGUCAGCGAUGGCAAGACCACCGCCAGGACCACUCGGGCAAAGAAAGACCCGAAGCCUAAAAAGGAUCCCAAACGCAACAUGCCAGAAGGCAUAAGCAUCAUUGAAGGGUUCCGCAAAGCCUCGACUCUCACUAAACGCAAGCAACGUACUGAUAGCGACAAUUUGGAUCAGAGCGAUCUGGGCGUCCCACCUUCGAACGAGACGCACAGCCAGAGGGUGCGACGUCUCCUCACUCUGCCGGACGACGACUUUGAAGAGUACGAGAAGGAGAACCUCUCACUCAGGCUACGCUCCGACAAAGGUAGAGACAAAUCGACACCGAAACGUAUCGCUCCGUCGCCACCUAGCUCGCCAGAGUUGUCGCCUCCGCUCAGACUACGCAGUACACUCUCGCGUUCUACUGGCAGCUCAGGUGUUAGGACUCCAGUGGUGCUGUCUGACGGCAUAGAGACACCACCCGUUUCUAGCACCUCGUCUUCUUCGCGACCUCUUGCAGCUGCUAUACCUAGCACACGAGGUCGAAAGCUUGGUGUGGGACUGCGUAGUUCCGGCCGCACCUCGACAAUUUCAGGCACACUCGCGUUGCGCAAGAGCAGCGAUAUUGACCCCUCCAACAGCAAUGGUCCUAGCACCAGCAGCAGCAUAAACAAGAGCCUCGUCGAAGCACGAUCGCCAAGCACAAGAGGUAUCGCAACUGCAGUGCCGACCAGCGACGACGAUGACUUUGACGAGUUCGACGACGACUUGCCGAUGGACAUGUCAUUCGAGAGAGAGCUAUCACGCGCUGAGGCCGAGGCAGCAGCCAAAGCCCAAGUAGCUGCAAAGUCGCACAUCGACAAAAAUCUGCUCAAUCCUCCUUUGAUCAAAAUGGAUGUCGAUGAAGAGGUGGCUGCUGCAAACAACCUCGAGCCGAUGCUGCUGUCACCCCCGACACCUCCUCCGCAGACACGAGCUCGGGGCAAACCUCAUCCGAUCAUGGCUCAGCUCAUGGCGGAAGAGGCCGAGAAGCAAGGAAAGCGAAAGAGGGAAGAAGGCGAAUCCGCCGACAUCAAAGCAGACCAGCCUCGAACCAUACAAAAGCUGCUCGAGUCACCGAUGAAGAGCUCGAUGGGUCCUCCCGACUCUAUUCCACGUCGUGCGGGCGGUGCUCGGGCCAAGCGUAUCAUCCCUGAAUCGUCUGACGAUGAUCCAGUCGGAUUCCGACCCGCAUCGCAUCUCAAGAUGGAAGUCGAACAGGACCCAUCAUCGUCUUCGCCAGUCAAGGCACCCACCAAACGCAAAGGUCGACUACAGAAAGCUUCUUCCAUCCCCUCCGAGGCUGCUGCUACAGAUGCAGACACGAGUCCCACAGCAGCCAAAGGCAAAGGUCGAGCUCGAGCGCGGGUACGCAUUGCCGAAGAUGACGAAGACGAGGAAAACCCCACAGUGGGAAGCAAAGACGCAGCAAGCCCCAAGAAGACCAAGAAAGGCAGCAAGACAGGUAAGAAAAGUUCCCGAGCUGCAAUAGAAGGAGGUAAGAAAAAGCGUAAGAUUACCAACUCACCCACUUCGCGAGCUCUCUUCCAGUACGAGGCGGAUCGGUCUACGGACGAAGAAGUGCACGGGGAGCGAGACGAGCACGAUUCUGGACUUGGAUCAUCUGAUGAAGACGAUUCGGAUCGAGAAGCUGUGGGAGAUUUCAUGCCGACCCAAGCGCCGAGGGGUUAUCAUCAGCAGAGUAUUUAUUUGCAGUCGAUGAUGUCGCAACGUGCGCCGCCGGAGUUUCAGCGGUUGCGACACGCGCCGUUCCCAGGAGUGGGUGGGAGGUUUGGGGAGCCGGUGACACCAAAAAGGAGAGCAGAGGUGCGGAGGGCGAUACAGCAGGCUCCUUCGAGUGAGUCCAGGAGGGGAGGAGGGAUGGGGUCGGAGGAUAUGUACUCCGAGGACUCGUUUGUGGUGAAUGAUGAGGAGGAGAUCGUGUAUGAUUCGGGAUCGGAUGCGUUGCCGGACAGCAGUCAGUUUUGA
This is a messenger RNA of Ustilago hordei, 4569 nucleotides long. Its product is annotated as related to MPH1 - Member of the DEAH family of helicases. The transcript has a single exon. Gene Ontology annotation, biological process: interstrand cross-link repair; double-strand break repair via synthesis-dependent strand annealing; replication fork reversal. The record is from RefSeq and is a predicted model, not a curated record. Lineage: Eukaryota; Fungi; Basidiomycota; Ustilaginomycetes; Ustilaginales; Ustilaginaceae. Gene Ontology annotation, molecular function: 3'-5' DNA helicase activity; four-way junction DNA binding; hydrolase activity. The coding region runs from base 1 to 4569 and encodes 1522 amino acids.